CAAGACCAGUCGAUUCAUCAUUGAAACCUUCAAAAUUGGUUUACACAUCCAACGAGCAAGACAGAUCGAUUCAUAGUUCCCAUUUCCACGCCAUAUCAUACCUCCACCAUGUCGAGUUCAAGAAUAGAAGAACUCCCCGACGACGAGCCCACCAAGCAGGCAGCAGCAGACGACGUCUCUAGCUCAUCUGACUCCGAACCCGAGGCUGGUGAGGGGGAAGCCAAUAUUCCUGCUGGAUCUGCAGUGGCUGUUCAUAGCCGAAAUGAGAAGAAGGCAAGAAAGGCUAUUGGAAAACUGGGCUUGAAGCAUGUCCCUGGUAUUACCAGAGUCACUCUGAGAAGACCAAAAGGAAUCCUCUUCGUCAUCUCAAACCCGGAUGUCUACCGCUCCCCAACCAGCAACACAUGGAUCAUCUUUGGCGAGGCCAAGAUUGAAGAUCUGAAUUCGCAGUCGCAAGCCGCUGCCGCCCAACAACUCGCUGCGGCCGAAGCUGCCAACGCUGAUCAUUCUGGCCACGACCACGAAGGACACGACCACGGCAAGGGCAAGGCAGUCGAAGAGAAGAAGGUCGAGGAGGACGAUGACGAUGAUGAAGAGGUGGACGAUGAAGGCCUUGAGGCAAAAGACAUCGACCUGGUCAUGACUCAGGCUUCUGUAUCUCGCAAGAAAGCCGUAAAGGCGCUGAAGGAGAACGGAAACGACAUAGUGAACUCGAUCAUGGCAUUGAGUGUAUGAUCGGCAGCACACAGCAAUUUGGGUCUCCACCAGACUACAGAAACAGUGUGUUUAGCAUCCACCCUGAGCCUUCGGUCAGAUGGCCAGGUCUAAGGAUCAUGUCUCAAAAAGGAGCUAGGCUCCGUACCACCACUUGGGCUCUAUCUAGAUCAGCCAAAAAUGAGAAUAUACCUCGACAAAACAUUGCAUACAUAUCAGAGAAAUUUCUCAGCCUAGUGGGCUCAUCUAGCUGCCGCG
This is a messenger RNA of Exophiala mesophila, 972 nucleotides long. Its product is annotated as nascent polypeptide-associated complex subunit alpha. NCBI's taxonomy places the organism in Eukaryota, Fungi, Ascomycota, Eurotiomycetes, Chaetothyriales, Herpotrichiellaceae. Gene Ontology annotation, cellular component: nascent polypeptide-associated complex; cytoplasm. The transcript is spliced from 4 exons. The record is from RefSeq and is a predicted model, not a curated record. The coding region runs from base 109 to 735 and encodes 208 amino acids. Gene Ontology annotation, biological process: protein targeting to membrane.